This is a messenger RNA of Pectinophora gossypiella (pink bollworm), 7020 nucleotides long. RefSeq lists its product as uncharacterized. Bases 69 to 2351 code for a protein of 760 amino acids. The transcript is spliced from 14 exons. Lineage: Eukaryota; Metazoa; Arthropoda; Insecta; Lepidoptera; Gelechiidae. The record is from RefSeq and is a predicted model, not a curated record.
UUCUGGCAAAGGGUACUUACUUUUGUCGGCACGUGGUAACGAAAAUUUCGUUGAAAUCGCCGUGUAACAUGGAUGAAUAUCCAAAAUAUACAGAAGAGGAGCUGCAAAGGCUUUCCUACAGGUCUUUGCAGCGAUUAGCUAAGUCUAUGGCUCUUCCGUCCAACGUAAAGAAAGUAUACCUAGUACAGCUGGUAUAUGCGAAGACAAACAAAACUGAAGCGGAGGUGGAGAGCAUAGUACACCGGGUACGAUGGGAGCGACAGCAAGUAGCUCACACCAGCAAGAAGAGGGCUAAUAAGAAACAAAUGCACUUGCAGUCUGUUCUUCAGGCCAUGGAAGUCUCAUCAACAAACAACACUUGCCUCUCCCCUCCACUCGACUUAACACCAAAACGUUCAGCAUCACAAACCAGCCCAGAACUACCCAAUCUACGUAGAACCCUGAUCAAAGUCCAAUCGAGGCAACCUCAACCUUUCAACCGGUCCCCAAACAACCGAAGUGACCGUAUCUUGAGAAGCUACAACAUGAAGACAUAUAGAAGACCAAAUUAUUCUUUGAUAAGUAACUCUAUGAUUGGUUUAGUGAGAGCUGAUGAUGAACCGAAGGAAGCUCAGAUUAGUAUUGUGAGCCGCGAAGGAAGGUAUCCAAGAUUGAAUGUGGCUGCUCGGUGUGUCGUGAAGAAGUUCCGGCCAAGUCUCCUGAGUAGCAUGGCCAUGAAGAAAGACAGCUUGUUGGCACCUCAGGUCGCUGAGUGUUCACUAGUUGUGCCAGCGAAACGCAAGCGGACAUUGAGUGGCAUCUACCCUAUUUGUGGACCUGAACAUCCGCUGAAGACAAACUACGAAUUCAUACAAAGCAUUGGUUUCAGACGUACGGACGGCAAGAUCUCCAAAAUAAAUGCAGUUGUCCAAAAGCCAAGUACAAGUUACAAUGUUGAUACUUUCGAGACACCAGGUACCGAAGCCAGCUACAGAAACGUGGAAGUGACUAUACAGGAUAUUAUAAACAGCAACAUUGACGCACAAACAUUUACAAAUCCAAAUGUGUCGGAGUAUAUGAUAACUGAUUCGAGUGUCCAUAAUUAUCCAAAUAUGGCGGGCCUGAGUGACGUCAUGCCUUGUCAGAAGACUUCGUUCACUGAAGAGGAAUCUGUGAAUUCAUAUUCUGUUUACUAUCACAAGAAGAUUCGAGCUGAACAGGUUCGAACCAAAAGAACAGUUCCGGUAGUACCAAGGAACUUGGCCAACGAACAUUGCCUGCCGAAGAUCAACGAUGUGUUUAGCAAGUUCUCCGACAGAGACCUGAUGCAGCCACUGUACGUGCAAGUUAGCGAGGAGAGUGAGAGGUUACCAAAGUUCCCGACGUCCUACCCCCGCGGCCUAGAUGUACUGGAAGGGCUGUACAACUUGCGCGCGCAGUUCAUGUCUGAGCAGCCGGCGCUGCAGGUGCUGUCCACCACCAGCAGCACCUUCCUCGUGUACAGCACUCCCACCAUCACCACACCACAGGUGCAGCAUAGCGUGACGCCGGCCGGCGAUGCUUGCCAAACGUCUUCGUUCGAACAGCCGAGUCAGUCUGCGAUGUUCGCGGGUACUAGUGACGAGGUGUCUCGAGUCAGUGACCUCAUGAGGUUCGCUGAACAAGAGAUGACCCUACGGAGGUAUCAUGAAGCGCUAUGCACAUCGAAUUCAUCGCUAGACACACUGAGAAGUCAGGAUAUGUCUACAUCAGCGACCAUACCUGAAAUGGUGGAGGACGCUCUCGAAAUCAUCAGUCAAGAUGGAGACUAUCUGGAGAGGAUAGGUAUGGAUGUGAGGAUGCAGUGUAUUCUGUGCUCUUGGGCUGGACCCAAGAUCAUUCUAGAAUACCACAUCAGACAGGAACAUUCAGGACAGAUUGUUAAACAAGACAAGAAUGAAUGGAACGUGACAUACAAACUGGGCAGCCUUGUCAACCAGGACAUGUGGCUGAGCCACGUGAGCGAGCGAGACGGCGCUCUACACAUCCUGAGCGUCAAGUACAACGACCCAGACUGCUUCAUGGCCUCCAUAUCUACAUUAUCAUCAGAGUCAGAACGCAGGAUUGGCACAAUAACCUUAUACAACAAGGUAACAGGCGAGCCCUUCACAUGGCAAGGCGAAAUACCACAACUACCCUCAAACAUGCCCUAUGAAAAUGGACCGGACUGCCUCAAAAUCGAAUUAUCCAAACUAGAACUUUUACCCAACAGUGCAAAUAUAAAACUACACAACAGGUCUUUAGUUCUAAACUCGCCUAGCAAAGUUGUCGUUGGACAACCUGAACUGAAUGACAUACAUAUUAUUAUAUUUAUUAAGAUGCAAAAUGCUUAAAUCAAUCGAAUAGUUUUGGAUAUAUUAUUAAUUCAGAGCACUAGAAGUCAAUAACCAUUCGUAUAACCCGAAAAGUAUCAAAGAAUGUUUUGUUAAAUUCUAAUUCAUAUGUUCAGUCGGUAACAUAGUUUGAAUAGUCAAUUUUUUACAUAACGAACGUCGAUUAUAAAACUACUGUAGCCGAGGAAAACUGGCAUGAAAAACCUCGGCACAGGGCCCUAGACGUUCUUAAAAAAACACAAAAUAUUAUAAUAAAAUUCAGUAAUUUGGCUGCCUAAUAUUGAUUCCCAGAUAGUUAAUUCCUUACAUUCAUAUCUUCUAAAUAACCACUAACCUAUAAUAGGUAACAUUUUUUACAAAGUUUCCGUUUAAUCACCGCCUUAAAACUGUUCAAAGAUCAUUUGCAAAUAUUCGAUUUAAACUUGUAUGAAGUAGUAUGAACUAAUUAAGUCAUUCCUCCGUUAUUCCAUAUUCGUUAAGCAAUUUAUUAUAAUAUUGAACUAUUAGUAAAAUAUUUAUUUACAGAUUUAAUGUUUUUACUAUUACUUAUAUAUUAAACACAUUAGUUAGUAAUUCAGUUUUCAAUAAAUUACAAAACAUUUCUGGAUAUUUUUGUGGUGAUACGAAUGCUAUAUUAUCAAAACAGAAAACUUGGUGAGGAGUGGGUACUUAGUUCUGACUACCCCAAUUGGGAAUGAACUUAUAUUAUGUGAGACAAAUAAAUAUUGGCUUCUGGAGGUCUGAAAUUGACCCUUUUAUAUCCUCACAAAAUAUUAUACCUGUACGGUCACGAAUACUAAUAUGUAUACACUUUGAAACCUUGUCACAUUAAGUUUUUUGACAAAUUAAACCGUAAGUCUCAUAGAAUGUCAAAUAUGAUAGUGCGACAGGGUUCUAAAGUGGGUACAGUCAUGAGCAAUAUAAUGUACCCACUUUAGGACUCUGUCGCACUAACAUAUUUGACAUUUAGUGAGACUUACAGUUCAAUUUGUCAAAAAAGUUAAUGUGACAUGGUACCAAAGUGUAUACAUAUUAAUACUCGUGACCGUACACGAUAUUGCUCAUGACUUACGUUUCCUUGCGUCAAAAUAAGUACUCAGAAGUACUAGUUAUGUACGUAGUAAUAUUUUUAUAUUAUAGUUUUUUUUUCCAACAGAAUACUUCCUUAAAAAUGUCAAAUCAAAUCCUCAAAUCUUUUUCCUCUAGAAAAUACUGGUAACGUUUUAUUUUUAUUGUUUUUUUUAUAUGGUUCCGUAGUCAAAGGGUAAACACGGGAACACUAUUAUUACUUCGCUGUCUCUGUCCGUCCGUCUGUCUGUCACCAGGCUGUAUCUUAAGAACUGCGAUAGGUAGGCAAUUGCAAUUUUCACAAAUUAUGUAUUUCUGUUGCCGCCAUAGCGACAAAUACUAAGAGCCUGUCCAGGUGAGGCGUUUUACGCGCGUUGUAUAUACCACAGAGCACUUAACACCAUACGGAUACCACCGCAUGUAGGAAUCUAUCUCUCCCUUAGGUCGGUCCCUCAUAUCUGCGGAUCGUGGUCAGCAUCAGGGUUGCUUCUUGUACGCUUCAUGCUGACUCUCUUGGGAAAAUAGAAGCAGUGGUUUCCCGUUGCCUUCUGCACCAGACAUUUUUGAAGUGUCUGGUGCAGAAGGCAACGGGAAACUCUACGGUCGGUUGCCCGACCGGUGGUAUGGUUAUUAGCUUCCAAACGUUUUUUUCGAUUCUGCUCCGCACCACCCAAAUCCCCUGGUAGUUGCGGCUUCCGAAUACAUUCCGCUUAAGGACGGUACUGAAAAGUAUCGGCGUCUAAAGGACGUAAUAUACGACCCCGACGACCCGAUUACUCUAGCCAUAGAGGCAGCCAAUCAGCUCGCGACUCCAAACACUUCAGAACCCCGAUACCGACCCCGCCGGCGUGGUCGACGAUUUCCCUCAUUCAGCGCUUAUCGCUAUUGACCCACUAGGGUCGAUUAAUUCUUUCAAAUAUUUUUCCUCUCAGACGACGCCCUGAGCCGAGGUUCGCGCCCAACUGGGCACCCUCAGGCCUGUUGUCUUAAACGUUGUACCGGGUGAGAGCCUUCAGCGCUCCCCAUUUGUCCGGCCAAGUAGUUAAUGCCAUCUGCGGCAAAUCUACAAUAAGUCACGUCAAAAAAAAAGGUGGUAUGGUUAUACCGCCAUUGCUCGGUCGCCAGAGCCUCGUCCGUUAUCCAGCAGGGAGUACCGCGGCGCCCAGGGGACACCGCCGCCAGCGACUCAUAACGAAGCACCGACCCGCGCAGGUGAGGUUGGCAGUUGGGCCGGAUGUAGGUGUCCUUUCCAUUCUCCCCUUAAUCCCCUAGUAAUUUGAUUACUUUGUAGGAAUCUAUAAAGUAAUCAAAUUACUCUGUGGUAUGAAAACGCGAGUAAGUCGCGCCUUCUGGACAAGGACUAAAAAUAAAAGAAUAAGGGGGCUCCCAUACAACAAUCGCGAAUUUUUGCCCUUUUAGCCUCAAUAGUAGCAACAGGUAGGCGAUAUGAAAUCUGUGCACCUACUGUUGUUUACCUAGUCAAUGGUACGGAACCCUUCGUUAAGUCCGACUCGCAUUUAGCCGGUUUUUAAUAAGGUCAAUGUUUCUAGUUGUUUGUUAAGAUUUUUAUCAUCUUACGCAUGUUAUUAAGUCGUUUUCCUUUUGUCAUGUAGGAACUCAAAUAUGUUUCUUUAUAAUUAAGUUGUAAUAAGAUAAUCCGCACUGAGGCAUUGUGUUGGAGUAUGCUGCAUACAUACGGUUGAUGUACGGUCACGAGCAUUAAUAUGUAUACACUUUGGUACCAUGUCACAUUAACUUUUUUGACAAAUUGAACUGUUAGUCUCACUAAAUGUCAAAUAUGUUAAUACGACAGAGUCCUAAAGUGGGUACAUUAUAUUGCUCAUGACUGGACACCUCGCGGGUUAAAAAGGCAAAAUUGAAAGCAAUAUUGCAAUUUGAUAUUUGCGCGUAUGAAAGUAAGUGCGCAAUGUCAAGAAACGUCAAAUAGCAAUAUUGCUUUCUUAGAUGAGUCGCUUCAAUGUGGCCUUUUUGACCCCGCUGUACCCAGCAGUGGGACUUAUAUAUUAUGUUUUUGUUAUUGUAAGAUAAUCUGCCUUUAUUGUCUUUUGUUCGAUAAGUGUGUGAUAGCUGCGCUAUCUGAUAGAUAAGUUCUGGAUUGGACCGGGCAUUUUAUCGGCAAGUACUGAAAGAAAGUUUGGUUGCCUUGUCACGUGACAAAAAGAAUGAAAUUUAAACUUAAUUUGGCAGGACUAAAACUAACUCUAUCCCUUUCUUGCACUUAUUUUGAGUGAAGGAACUACUUUACGAGCUGUCAAAUUAAAAUUGGUUAAAUUUUGUGUUCAGAAUAGGCACCAUUGCAUUCCUUACUAUAAUUAUUUUGUGUUAAUUUUCUUUUUCAUUCUUUUAUAGUAUAUGAUAUUACGCAUGACAGGAAGUUCAUCUAAAUCAAUAGCAGGGUAUUACGAACUAUAAAGUUUCUAGUAUAAGGUUUAAAGUGCUAUAAUAUUUUUAAGUGUAAAAUAAUGUUAAGACUGAUUCUUUACCGUACAAAAUGAUCUGAGGACUUUAGAUAGUGAUUUAUUAGUCAAAAUACAGGACCCAUUGUUCUGAUGUUCAUUAGCAUAGUGAUGUGUCAGUCGGCAUUAGGCCGUGGAUCCUGUUCUAGUUAACGGUAUCGACACUUAACUUUUAAAGAUUAUUUCUGUAGAGUUUCUUGCGCCGCUUCUUCUCUUCAGUCGUAACACUUUCCGAAGCGGUAGUAGUUUUAUAUUAAUCUUGUUCAGUCACGAGCAUUAAUACUCACACACACACACAACACGCAUGCUCCCACAUUAUACAGAGACACACACCACACACACACCACACACACACACCACACACACACCACACACACACCACACACACACCACACGCACACCACUCACACACCACACGCACACCACUCACACACACCACACACACACCACACCAUACACACACACCACACGCACACCACUCACACACCACACGCACACCACUCACACACACCACACCAUACACACACACACACACCACACACACACACCACACACACACACAUCACACACACACAACACGCAUGCUUCCACAUUAUACAUACACACACACACAACACGCAUGCUCCCAUAUUAUACAUACACACACCACACAUACAACACAUAUGCACCCACAUUAUACAUACACACACAUACACAUACACCCACACUACAUACACACAUACUGUACACACGUGUAUACACAUUAGUACCACCAUCCUCCUGCCCUUAUCCCACUCAAAGAGACAUGUUUUCGACUUCCAUUAGUUGUGUAUACACUUUAGUACCAUGUCACAUUAACAAAUUGGACUGUAAGCCUCACUAAAUGUCAAAUAUGUUAAUGCGACAGGGUUCUAUUGAUAUUGCUCAUGACUGUAUUUAUAUAUAUUUUUGAUACAAUUCUAUCCGUUUAUAUGUUUUUAUUGACUUGUUUUAAUGCGAAAAUGAUAUCAGUAGCACUUAUCACGUUUAAAUAAUCAUGUACAAAAUAAUUGUAAAGUGUACAUAAGAAAAUGACGGUUCCUAACAUUUUUGAUCUCAUUUUUGUUAAUUUUCACAGUUGAUUUUGAUUAAAAAGUUAUAUUAUA